AUAUAACAAAAAAUGUUGAUUUUGAAGAACUGAAAGCUUGGGAAAAAAGGCAGCUCCCGUCAAAAUAUAUAGUUCUGCUGCUCUGGUGAAGCCUCUGAUUCCGAUUAUAAUCCACAUUUUAUCGCGGCCAGAUUCCAGAUCUUCAUAUCAGAUUGAAACAUGUCUCGGAGGUAUGACAGCCGUACAACAAUCUUCUCGCCAGAAGGCCGUCUUUACCAGGUCGAGUAUGCAAUGGAGGCGAUUGGCAAUGCAGGGAGCGCCAUCGGCAUACUGUCUAAAGAUGGGGUUAUAUUGGUCGGUGAAAAGAAGGUGACUUCCAAGCUUCUGCAGACCUCUGCAUCCACUGAGAAAAUGUACAAGAUUGACGAUCAUGUUGCUUGUGCCGUUGCUGGGAUCAUGUCCGACGCCAACAUCCUCAUCAACACAGCCAGAGUCCAAGCUCAGCGAUACACUUUCGCCUACCAAGAGCCAAUGCCAGUCGAACAGCUGGUCCAGUCCCUGUGCGACACCAAGCAAGGCUACACUCAAUUUGGUGGGCUCCGCCCGUUUGGGGUUUCCUUCCUCUUCGCAGGCUGGGACAAGAACUACGGUUUCCAGCUCUACAUGAGUGAUCCGAGUGGAAAUUACAGCGGAUGGAAGGCUGCAGCUAUCGGGGCAAACAACCAGGCUGCUCAGUCGAUGCUCAAGCAAGACUACAAGGAUGAAAUCACGAGGGAGGAGGCGAUUCAGCUUGCUAUCAAGGUGCUUAGUAAGACAAUGGACAGCACAAGUCUCACUUCAGAGAAGCUUGAAUUGGCUGAGGUCUUCCUCUCUAAUGGAAACGUCAAGUACCAGGUUUGCUCACCCGAGGCCCUAAAUCAGCUGUUGAUCAAGUCCGGAGUUACUCAACCUGCCGCAGACGCUUCUUAAGCUUGUAUUUUGUUUGAACCGUAGUGUUUGAACCUGUUUUUCUACUUGUUUAAGAAUCUGCCAUUGAUGAAUGUCCUAUGUCGAAUUCUAUUUAAGAUGCAGUUUAUUUGAACUACUUUUUCUGGUUACUA
Salvia hispanica is the source of this 1040-nucleotide messenger RNA. RefSeq names its product proteasome subunit alpha type-4. The record is from RefSeq and is a predicted model, not a curated record. Gene Ontology annotation, cellular component: proteasome core complex; proteasome core complex, alpha-subunit complex. Gene Ontology annotation, biological process: ubiquitin-dependent protein catabolic process. Lineage: Eukaryota; Viridiplantae; Streptophyta; Magnoliopsida; Lamiales; Lamiaceae.